Molecule: messenger RNA, 1131 nt
Organism: Vitis riparia (riverbank grape)
Lineage: Eukaryota; Viridiplantae; Streptophyta; Magnoliopsida; Vitales; Vitaceae
Exons: 2
Coding region: 1-1131 (376 amino acids)
Source: RefSeq, a predicted model, not a curated record
AUGGACAUUUUGAAGCAACUCUUUGUUGCUCAUUCGGUAUCUAUCCAAGGGUUUGCAAUGGGGUGUCGGCCAAUCAUAGCUAUUGACUCCGCCCAUAUGAGUGGGCCAUAUAGGGGUGCAUUAUUUUCGGCGACCACAUACGAUGCUAAUGAUGCCAUGUUCCCCUUAGCCUUUGGCGUGAUGAGCUCAGAAAAUUAUGAUGAUUGGUCUUGGUUUUUGCAAAAUUUGAAGAAGCUUGUUGGAGAUAAGGAAGUCGUUAUUAUCUCGGAUAGACAUCCCGCUCUCCUUCGUAGUGUUCCUGAAGUGUUUGGGCUUGAAAAUCAUGCCUACUGUUACCGUCACUUGAAGGAAAAUUUCAGCUCUUUCUUGAGCAAACAUAACACAAGAGGGAACAAAGGUAAAGAAAAUGCACUCCAAUUCCUUGAUAGUAUUGCCUAUGCAAGGUUAGAGCACGAUUACAAUGUUUCCAUGAUUGAACUACGGAAAUACAAUGACGCUUUGGCCAAAUGGGUUGAAGAAAAUGAACCCGAACAUUGGGCUAUGUCCAAAUUCCCAAAACAAAGAUGGGAUAAAAUGACCACAAACCUUGCCGAGUCGUUUAAUGCUUGGCUAAGGAAUGAAAGACAUCACUCCAUUUGUACAUUUCUAAUGGAGCAUAUGGCUAAGUUAGGUUCUAUGCUUUUCAAACAUAAAGAGGAAUCAAACAAUUGGAAGGGAUGCAUAGGGCCACAAAUUGAAGAAAAAGUUCAGCAGAAAAUUGCCAAGGGUGAGGGGUUGGGAAAUGUUGGGCAUCCUUGUGAACAUGCGGCAGCCGUUAUUCUUUCCAUUGGUCAGAAUGUUGUUGAUUUUGUUCAAGAUUGGUACAAAUUCCCAAUGCAAGAGCUGAUUUACUCGGGCUCCUUCUCCGGUAUAGAGACCCAUGACAUGCCAAUGGUCGGUAAUGAUGGUUUGGUUCGAUCUAUCACCGGUGAAGUUUUCCUCUCUCUUAACCCACCCCAUACCAAGCGGCCUCCCGGCAGACCAAGAAAGAAGCGCAUUGAGUCCCAAUUUCAAGAUAAACGGACUGUCUCUUGCUCAAGAUGUCAUACUUCCGGGCACAAUAGGAAAACGUGCAACAACCCUUUGUCUUAA